Messenger RNA from Psammomys obesus (fat sand rat), 512 nucleotides. RefSeq names its product growth hormone releasing hormone (gene Ghrh). NCBI's taxonomy places the organism in Eukaryota, Metazoa, Chordata, Mammalia, Rodentia, Muridae. Gene Ontology annotation, biological process: positive regulation of cell population proliferation; adenylate cyclase-activating G protein-coupled receptor signaling pathway; growth hormone secretion. The transcript is spliced from 5 exons. Gene Ontology annotation, molecular function: neuropeptide hormone activity; growth hormone-releasing hormone receptor binding; growth hormone-releasing hormone activity. The record is from RefSeq and is a predicted model, not a curated record. Gene Ontology annotation, cellular component: extracellular region; perikaryon; terminal bouton. Bases 84 to 398 code for a protein of 104 amino acids.
GCCCAGCCUGAGGUCAGUGGGACCUGAGCAGUGCUUUGGAGAGGGACACCUGUCACAUCGGAGGUCCCACGCAGACGUAAAGGAUGCCACUCUGGAUGUUCUUGGUGAUCCUCACCCUCACCAGCGCCUCCCAGUGCUCACUGACUCCCUCGCUUCCCUUCAGGAUGCGGCGCCACAUAGACGCCGUCUUCACCAACAACUACAGGAGAGUUCUGACCCAGAUGUAUGUCCGCAAAAUGCUCCAGGACAUCAUAAACCAGCAGCAGCAGAGCCAAAGGGAGAAGAACGAGAAACAAGGCAGCAGGCUCAGCCGUGAGGUAGACAGCACGUGGGAAGACAAGCAGAUAACACUGGAUAGCAUCUUGGUAGCCCUGAGGCAGAAGCACAGGGAUUCCUAAGGAUGAAGGCUUCAGCGGAUGCUUGAGCCCCCUGGCCCCCAAACACAACAAGUAACUUCUACUUCACCUCUGACCUUUUUCUGCCUCUGUAAAUAGAAUAAAACCCUCCAUCCU